CACCCAGGAGCAGCAGCUGCAGUUAGCAUUAGCAUCCAGUAUCUGAGUGAGAGAGAGAGAGAGAGAGAGAGAGAGAGAGAGAGAGAGAGACGGAGAGGACGCUGCGAUGGUAAAGUUUAGAAACACCGAGCCUCGUCUAGUCGACUAGACGCCGGGGCCACGUCAGCUGAACCCCAGGGGCGGACGUGGAGAGGACCAUGGGCCGGGGCUGGAGCCGCUGAUCCCCCCCCCCCGUGGCUGGACUUGUUUUUCCGGGGCUUCAGAUGAGCAGAGAGAAGUCGCUCGGUGCCUCCUGGUCGUUGAACAACAAGAUGGCAGCAGCAGCAGCAGCACUGGGUCUGUCGGUGGUGCGUCUGUUCCUCCACUCGCUGGGUGACAUCCACUGGUUCUACUGAAGGCAUGGCCUCACAAGUCUUGGUUUACCCACCACACCUGCACUCCGCUCAUACAAGUGCCUUAGGAACCAGCAGAAGUGCUACCAGCAGAGACACAGGCGAAGCCCACCGCCCUAACAACACCAGCAGAACCUUUCAGCACAGACCCCCACCCAAGACCUACGUGAUAGGGGUCAACUACGGAAUUGCCUAUCCCAACAACGUUCUCCCGUCCGCAGCCGGUGUUGAUUCAGGAAGACGACCCAGGGGAGCACAGCCCGAAGCACGAGAGGAGUGGACGGGAUUACAAAGAGAGGAGAGUUUCGAGAGACAAGGAGCAGGUCCGGCUGGGAUCCAUACCAGAGGCCCACAGGAAGUGAGGCCUCGGGGGGACAGUGGUGGAACUCCCUCAGCAGGAGUAGGUCUGGAUUGUGGGCUACUGAGGAGGGGGUGUAUCAGAGCAGAGGAGGAAGCGGGCAGAAACAGGAGAGUACGAACCAGAGGGGGGUAUGUUAGUCUUGUAGACACUGCCCAGGGAUGUGAACAAUACAAGGCAGGUGUAAGUGGAGAACAACCGCGGGAGAACAGCUGCACCGGAACGAUGCAGAUAGUGGAGGAGGUAUCUGCUCUACCUUCACUUCCUCCCACUGUGGCCAUGUUGCAAACCAGCACUGGGAAUAAUGGAGACACCGUCAGAGUAGGGGGCAAAGGCACGAUGCCUCCCCAACACAGCAAGGUGGAUGGAGAGACAGACAUGGGAAUCGGGCUAAACAAGGCCGAGGUGAAGCCUAACGCUGGUACCGAGGCGGUGGCAGGAGCGACAGUGACCAGGACCGGAUCCGGAGACGGGGACUAUCAGCUAGUCCAGCACGAGGUCCUGUGCUCCUUGAAGAACAGCUACGAGGUGUUGGAGUUUCUCGGACGUGGCACCUUCGGUCAGGUGGUGAAGGGCUGGAAGAGGGGAACCAACGAAGUGGUGGCUAUAAAAAUACUGAAGAACCAUCCAUCCUAUGCACGUCAGGGACAGAUUGAGGUGGAGAUCCUGGCCCGGUUGAGUAACGAGAAUGCAGAUGAGCAUAACGUGGUGCGUGCUCUGGAGUGCUUUCAGCACCGCAGCCACACCUGCCUGGUGUUUGAGAUGCUGGAGCAGAAUCUCUACGACUUCCUCAAACAGAACAAGUUCAGCCCGCUGCCGCUCAAAAUCAUCCGGCCUAUUCUGCAGCAGGUGGCAACAGCCUUAAAGAAGCUGAAGUCUCUGGGUUUGAUCCACGCUGACCUGAAGCCAGAGAACAUCAUGUUAGUGGAUCCCACCAGGCAACCUUACAGAGUAAAGGUCAUCGACUUCGGCUCAGCCAGCCACGUGUCCAAGGCUGUGUGCUCCACGUACCUGCAGUCCAGAUACUACAGGGCUCCGGAGAUUAUUUUGGGCCUGCCGUUCUGCGAGGCCAUCGACAUGUGGUCACUGGGCUGUGUGAUAGCCGAGCUCUUCUUGGGUUGGCCUCUCUACCCCGGAUCGCUGGAGUAUGACCAGAUCCGGUACAUCUCUCAGACUCAGGGCCUGCCUGCCGAGCAGCUGCUCAACAAGGGGACCAAGACGUCUCGCUUCUUCUCCAAAGAGUCGGACUCUCCCUACGCCUCCUGGAGACUCAAAACGACAGAACAGCACGAGAAAGAGACGGGACUAAAAUCCAAAGAGGCCAGGAAGUACAUCUUCAGCUGCCUGGACGACGUAGCACAUGUGAACCUGGUGCUGAGUCCUGACAACUGUGACAUGCAGGCGGACAAGGCGGACCGGAGGGAGUUUGUGUCCCUGCUGAAGAGCAUGCUGCUGAUAGAUGCCGAGAACAGGACUGUUCCCACCGCUGUUCUCAAUCACCCCUUCCUCACGAUGACUCAUCUGCUGGAUUACCCACAUACUAACCAUGUGCAGUCGUCUUUCCGCAUCAUGGACAUGUGCCACAGCGGCCCAACCAAUGCGGUCUUUGACGCUCUCAACCAGAACACCAUUCAUUUCUCCAGACCUCCUGUGGUGCCCGCCGGCUCCUCUGGCCUCCCACUGGGCUACAGCAACAUACCAGUCCACCCUCAGGCGUUAACCCAGUCGGGUCCCUCGGUGAUGCAUCCAGGGAUCGCCCUGACAACUGGGAACGGUCAGUUUGGCUGCAGCGACUCGUUCCCACCUGCCCUUCUCCUGUGCCCCCCCCCCAUGCAAGGUAACCUUAAUCAACAAGCAGGGUAUUCUGUUCCCAUGGUAACUCAGGCCCCUCCCAUGCAGCCCCUACCAGUGAGGCCUGGUGUAAUAGCUCAGCAGGCCUGGUCCAGCCGGGGGCAGCAGCUCCUGGUCCCAGCAGCCUGGCAGCAGAUGACUCCCGUGGGUCCUCCUCCUUCUCACCCGCCUCCACCACCUCCUUCCUCCUUAACCAACGACGCCACAGCCGGCCAUCAGAGGAUCAGCGACUGGGGGAAAAUGCGUCCCCACGGCAACCACUACACUUCAGUGAUUCAACAGCCUCUCCUGACCAAUCAGAUGACAGCUCUCUCUGCCCAUCAGCCAAUCAACAUCGGCAUAGCUCAUGUUGUGUGGCCCCAGCCGGCCAGUAAGAGGAACAGACACAGUCACAACCGGAACCUGUCCCACCACAAUAACAUCCACAUGGCAGUGUGUCGGACCUCCAAGAUGGCUGAUGUUGUUAGACACGCAGGGAGAGGGCAGCCUCAGAGAGCGCCGCCUCGGGUGGAGACCAGGAAAGUGGAGGUUCAGAACACCGACGAGGAGGAAGAGGAUGCCGAGGAGGAAGUGAGCUGCUUCAGAGAGGUGGUGCCGAACGGCAACAGACAGCUGGACCUGUCCAGUCAACAGCAGAGAGACGUGGCUGUGCUGAUGGGCGACACGCCGAGUCCGGUGCACAGCGUGGUCAGCAUCCGCAGUGAGCUGACUGACGGAGAGGAGGAGGAUGAAGACCCACAGAGGUGCCUGAGAGGGUGCAAAGAGGAGUGUGCGUGUGAGGCCUGCAGAAACACCAGUGUGUCCAUGGAGAGGGUGUGUUCUCUGAGCAGCCCUGACAGCAGCCUGAGCACCAACUCCUACAACUCCAACUCUCUUCACUCCAGCCCCUCUGUGUCUCCCUGCAAGAGACCCAACAGCAUGUCUGAGGACGACGGCCAUGAGAGUGGCUGUGACACAGUGGAAGGUUCCCCCACGUCCGACACAUCCAUCUCCCCACGUGGAAACAGCCACUACCGUUACCUGGAUAAUGGCAACCACAUCACCCGCCCGGCUGUGACUUCCAUGGUGGCACCGCUGCCUGCGCCUGCAGUGCACGGCAGGACUCCCCACCAUGUCCGGACAAUGGUGGUUCCACCAAUGAGAGUGCAGAACAACAACACUUAUGGAACAGAGCAGCGUGUCCUGAGAACGGUCUCAGAGUCCUGGUCCCGGUCCAAAGGGCGCUGCAGUCUCAUAGGACAGCACAGCAGUCCCUCUUCUGCCCCCCUCCUCCCCUCCGGCCCCCUCCUGUCCAGGCAGCAAACGGCCGCAGGGCAGCACCUGCCUCCUCUGGCCUUUGGACAGGUGCAGCCGUACGGUUCAAACCACAAAGAGUGGAACGGCAACUAUGGGCCUCUGCGACCUCAUGCCUACAUCCCCCCCACUGUCCACACACACACCUUCACCCACCUGCCCCACAGCAGCCCCACCCACACCUCCGCCGGCCCACACACACACACCCUGCUGUCCUACGGCCCCGGUGGCCCCCUCACCACCGCCCACCACCCCCACCCCAUCCUGCCCUCUCGCCCUCCUCCCCCUCUCCUCCAGCACAGCUAUGGUCUCACCCACCCACAAGGAGGCACUAUAGUUCACCAGGUGACCCUGGGCAUCAGCGCCCACCCCCACCACCAUGGACAUCCCGCUCACAGGCUCCUCCCCUCCCCGACCAUCCACCCGCACCACCAGCCCAGCUACGCCCACCUCCCCCACCAGUUCAAGCCUGCCUUCCCCCCCCCACCGCCCCCCCCUCACCCCUACAUGGCCUCGCCAGCUGCCUACACCGGCUUCCCUCUGAGCCCCACCAAGCUCAGCCACCACCCACAGUUCUCCUAUAUCUGAGGUCGCGGGCCGGGCCGCUGCAGCUCCCCCUGCUGGGGAGGAGGGGCAACGCGAGACGGAGUGGGGCUGCGACCUGGGCAGGUAGAGCGAGUGGCCGAGCACAAAACGGACACUUUUGAUGACGAAGACGAGGAUGAUGGGAAUAUGGUUAAGGAGAAGAGGAUGGAAAAUUGUGUAUUCAGAGAGAAAAGAUGUUUUGUGAAGCCUCCUUCCCGUGGAGGUUUCACGUCACAAGUCACAGACGACAUCGGAUCUGAUGGACUUCCUGCGAAAUCAGCAGGUUUCAGCCGUCGGAGGAAACCGAUUAAAACUGCAAAGCUUUAUAAAAGAGAACAUUACACGAGUGGAACGAUUCACACGUGAUGAUGACAAGGAUUUGUUCAUUAAGAAUGUCCUUUGCACAUUACCUCCUGUCUUUGAGUGUUGUGUUGUGAUCUAAUUAGAGGCUGGAAUUCGCUUGUUGUCGUCGUGUGGGUGUGGGAUCGCUCAGCCCCCCCCCCCCCUUUCCCUUUAUCUUCGUUGCCUUGUAGCACGUGCUCGCCCGCUCAGAUCUGCUCGUUAAGCCAUCCCAGUCUGUGUUAACCAGGACCCAGCGCUCCUGUCUCUGUUCCAGGCAGAACUUUGCUGCUGCCGCCUCCUAGUGCCUUAAAAACCAGAGUCUACGACCUAACUUCAGGAGCUUCUAUAGAUUGUACAUUUAAAUGGGCUUGCAGCACUUAACCUUCAGACUCUGAUCACUUUGGGCUUAUCGGACGAACACGAGGAUAACGCUUGUGGUUGGGUUUUUUUAAAAUAUUGGACUUCAGUUUUGCUUUCUAACUCAAGAGUAUGGAUUUACUUUAGCUAGAGGCUGCACAUUUAGGGCUUUGACUGAAUGAGCUUUUUAAUGUACAUAGAGAGUGAUUUGAUAUUUUGAUAAUCGAUUUCUAUUCACUAUAGUACUUAAUUCAUAACAGUAUUGUCACUGUUUACUGUAACUGCAAUACAAUCUAGAUAGCCUCUGGGUUGCUGUGUUUUUAUUAUUUCAUGCAUUUAGGGCAGACUUGCAGUAAUGCAUCCUAUGUUUUAGAGUGUUUUAUUUUGGGGAGUGGCAUAGACUUAAAGAGAAUUAAGUUUUUAUCUUUUAAAUGCUUGUCAGUGUUUGAAAUAAUCAGCUUACAGUGUCAUUGCUGGGCUAUUGAGUGUUAGAGGUGUAUUGGUAAUUGUUUAACAUAUUUUUGUGAGAUGAAUUUUGUCCAUGUAUUGAAGCCUGUUGUCAGUUUUGAUACAUUCCUUCAGGGUGGAUGCAUAGCCUUGAUUUUUGUGCGUUUGUGUGAGUGCGUGUGUGUUUGAUUUCUCGUGUGUAGUGGAGCUGCGUCUUUACCUGUCGUCAUAUCAACUGGUAUUUUACUCCAAUCAGCACCAAAGACUGUUCAUGAAUCAUUUCUGAAGCAUGGUCGAUACGAUUUCUCCCUUUCACCUCCGGCGUACUGUCGCAGUUAUCAACAUCGGAUUAUAUAUAUAUUGUGAGAUCUCUAUUUUGCGAAAAAACCAAUGAGGUUGAGGUUUUAUUUUUCUGAGCUAUGUUUGGCUAAUUGUAUUUGGAAUGUAUAGUUAUAGUAUAAUAAGCUGCUAUGUACUGAUUAUCCGCCACUUUCGUAGCUGUGAAUUUAGAGGACUAAUCUCGUUCUAGCCUGCAACUCUCUCUUCUGCAUCGUAGUUCACGCGACUAUAUGCGAUAGAAGUGGGUUUUAUUUUGAUCCUAGAGUAUAUUGAAUGCUAUUCCUAUAUGCUAGUGCCUCUGUAUAUUGGCUUUGUUGUUUUGAAGUGAUUGUAAACUGCUGUAAUGGAAGUUAUGAGUUUUCUUUUUUUAUUUUAUUCUGUUGCUUUUUGGUGUGUGUGUUAAUGUGUGUUUUUUGUGUGUGUGUGUAUUUAGCAUCAGUAUUUCAAACGUAGGCUGGGUUUCACUCUUUGAUUCUGUAACCGGUGUGUCGUUGACGUAUUAUUGUGUUUCACGUUCGGUUUCCUCUGAUGACACGGCUUUUGUUUCUCCGUUAUCGGACUGUGUUCGCGACUCCUUGUACUGUACUGAACUUAGUGCCUUCCUUCAAAACGCGUGGAUAUCAAAGCGGUUUCUGAAAUUCGUUGACUCAUUUCCUCCUCCUGAAGGGAAUCAGCUCCUGUUUUCACAUCUCAAAAAAAAACCCAAAGUUGUUUGUUUGACUAAGAUGAGGACGGGAAACAAACAGAAUCCUAAGAAAGUCAGGGAUUGUGUUACUCUGCUCGACACCGUGCAGUGCUAAGAAACCUGGGGCCUGAAAACACAAGUACAGAGCUUUACUCUCACAACGUGAAUGUAUUUGUGGACGUCAACACAUCUGCUUUUGGUUCCGUGGAUGAGUUGUUCUCCAUUUCUAGUGGCUACACAGCAUGUUCCUCUCAUUCUGUGCCGGGGGAUGUUGAUAGUUGGAGUUGAUCAGCUAGAUGUCGCCAUGUGUUUCCGUCAGGGCUUCUUUCAAAAUGCUUUAUCAAUCGUACUCAAAGUGUUGGUCCAAAGCUGUCAUCGACUCCUCCUACUACCUUGUAAUUGUUUGGCUAUAUGGCUUGUUGAGUAAUGGGUUUAUUUUGUGUACUCGUCUAAAUAAUCUACUGUGUUGACGAAUCCUUAAACGAGAGGAUGUGCUCUGCUCGGCUUGGAGUGCAGUCUAUUAUUAUUAUUAUAACUGAUUGGUGUGUGUGUGUGUGUGUGUCACACAAUCGUGAUCUGUACUUAAAGUGCUGUGCAGCCUCGCCGCCUGUGAUGAGAUGUGCCCUCCCCCCCCACCACCACCACCACCACCACCACUCUGGGUUGAUUGUUCAUGACGGAUAAUCCCGUCUCACUGCAGCUUUACCCCGACGGCGUCAAAGUCACCAGAGGGUCACACCCCCCAGCGUUCAAAUAUUCAAACAAGCACCGGGAGCCUCAGAUGACAGAGCAGGGACUCUUCAGAUACUAAAACUAAUUCUGCGUUAAGUCAUUAAAUAGAAUGUACCUUUGACGAGACCCAACAGGACCUGAGUUUCUUUAAAUUCUAUCGAGCUGCACACACUCAGAAGCUGUGUCUCCACUGCAGGAACCUUUCACCCUGGAACGAGGAACCCUUACUGGAACCUUUCACUCCAGGUCCAGGAUCUAAAUCAAUUCUUUCUGACCCAUAACAAGUGAUAGAUAUCAGUACCAUAGAUUUGACCUCAUGUAGGAGACUCAUCAUGACUUAUUCCCUAGAAGAUUGAUGACCGUUAACGGCUCGAUACGAUACACACCGAAACCUAAUCGCUUGUUUCUUGGCCUGUGUUUCAUCUCAACACAAAGUUUAGUGGAAAUUCGUUGGGUCGUUUUUGUGUAAUCUUGUCCACAAAGAAACAAAUGGAGGUUAAAAAAAAGAAAACAAUAAUUCAACGCUCUCUAUUUUGUCUUUGAGGGUUCUGUUCCCUGUUCUGCCUCUGUCGGUUCCCUCAUGUCUGAACCACCUUCCCUUUAAACACGGCUCAUCUCAUUUGAGUCCAGGGCGGGAAAACAACUAGUGUGAAAUUCGACUCCUCAGACGUUCUAGGUAGAUUUUUGUACCACAACUAUAAUUGUGUUGACAUUUAUUGUAUUUAGACACAAAUAUGUAGACUUGAUUGCUAAAUUGAAACUGUUACUGUUCUGAAUAUGUGUAGGUUUGUGUGGCUUUAUGAGUUAAUUUGUUUUUCUUUUGAUUUGUUGUUCUUUUCCUUUUAAUGCUACACUAGUUUGACAUGUAGCAACUGCACUGUGCAAUAUAAAACAAUACGAGGACUGGGAAAAUGAUUAUUUGGAUGUAAUAACGUGUCUUACCAGUUUGCAGUCGUUUUUCUCCCCCCCCCCUCUAGUUCUCAGUGAGUUCAAUGUGACCAAGCCUUAUGUACUUUGUCACAAAAAGCGGGUCCUUCUUGGUGACUCUUAUUGGUGAGUGUCAAAUUAUGAAUUGAUGGUUGUACUAUGUCAAGAUUCACUUUGAAUUAAAAAAAUAUCUUUUGCUUCA
Molecule: messenger RNA, 8510 nt
Organism: Limanda limanda (common dab)
Lineage: Eukaryota; Metazoa; Chordata; Actinopteri; Pleuronectiformes; Pleuronectidae
Product: homeodomain-interacting protein kinase 3-like
Exons: 18
Coding region: 400-4482 (1360 amino acids)
Biological process (GO): peptidyl-serine phosphorylation; peptidyl-threonine phosphorylation
Cellular component (GO): cytoplasm; PML body; nucleus
Molecular function (GO): protein tyrosine kinase activity; ATP binding; protein serine/threonine kinase activity
Source: RefSeq, a predicted model, not a curated record